This is a messenger RNA of Anguilla rostrata (American eel), 4443 nucleotides long. RefSeq names its product SH3 domain binding glutamate-rich protein like 2 (gene sh3bgrl2). Gene Ontology annotation, cellular component: cytoplasm. NCBI's taxonomy places the organism in Eukaryota, Metazoa, Chordata, Actinopteri, Anguilliformes, Anguillidae. The transcript has 4 exons. The record is from RefSeq and is a predicted model, not a curated record. The coding region runs from base 395 to 721 and encodes 108 amino acids.
GAAUUAACAUGUACGCCUAAUUAACACCCCGGAUUACCGCAAUUUGACCCCGAAUUGGCCGCUCGAAAUCUGCUCAGUAGUGACAUGCAGCACGUAUGGCUAAAUCCCACUUGCAUAGCACUACAUUUCCCAUGAUCCUUAUCUUCGUUCACAGUGUCUGUGAAGGAUCAUCGGCGUUACUCUGUAGUGCCUACAGGGGGAGUGAAGACCAUGGGAGGAGUGACAGCGUUAUUAUAAUCAUAUAAAUACCGAGGCAGCGCGUUCACUCAAUUUUAACAAGCACUGGAGCAAGGAGGGACGCUGGGACAUUUUCCAUAGAAUAAACAAUCCCUGGUGAAGGAGUAACACUUGAAGAAACUCAGUAAAAGGACACGCUGCCGCUUGGAUUAAUAGGAUGGUAAUUAGAGUUUACAUUGCCUCUUCGUCAGGUUCUGUUGUGAUCAAGAAGAGGCAGCAGGCGAUUGUGGGAUUUCUGGAGGCCAACCGGAUCACGUUCGAGGAGGUGGACAUCACCAUGCUGGAGGACCAGAGGCUCUGGAUGUACCGGAACAUUCCGGAGGACAAGCACCCGGAUAAGGGGAACCCCCUCCCCCCUCAGAUAUUUAACGGAGAGCAGUACUGUGGGGACUAUGAGGACUUCUUCCAGUCCAAGGAGAACAACACUGUGUUUGCGUUCCUCGGACUCCAGUCCCAGCCUGCCGUUAAGCAGGCGGAAUCAUAAGCUUGGAAGCUCCGAGCCCCCGAGCACUCUCCUAAGCCUAUCGACAUUCCUCCAUUACAUCACUUCCACUUCCUGUUAUACCGUGGAGCCACUGCAGCUUUGCCCAAUACCGCCACGCCCCCCACCCCCCACCCCCCCACCCUCCCACCACCACCGGAGAACAGAGGUUUACCAGGAGCAUGCGGACUCGUUCGUAGACGACCUUUGACCCCGGCGUAGGUAGCUGGGACGUUCACCCGCCCGCGCUGAGGCUCUUGCCGAAUCACGGCUGUCGCGAGGCCUGCGUUGGCGGAGGUUCGCGGUCAGCGGGGAUGGCGGUGGUUGAUGUGAGUCAUACGGGGGAGGAGCCACUAAUCUGCAGGAGAAUAGAGACCUCACAGAAAGAAAAAAAAAAACCUCCGUGGACUCGUUCACUCUCUCCACUUUAUCUACUACGUUUCUCUCCACAGGUUUAAAAAACAAAAAACAUACAAAAAAAAAAAAAUUUUAAACGCACAUUAAAUUACAAUUUCUCACGGAAUGGCACAGAACACCUGUUUUAAUAUUAAAUAGGAAAUAGGUUAUAUAUAUAUAUAUAUAAGCUUUGGCUUGUGCUGUUUUGUCUUUGAUGCUGUUAAAUUGCCAGCUUCAGGCCAAAGUACCCAUCUGAGCUGUGGAUUGGAGGAGGCUGUGAAAACACACUCCAGUAUUGUCUUGCCCUCGCAGUGGGGUGCCAUUCUGACAGAGAGACCCGUAGACCCUUCUCUUCCAGUUUGACCGAAAAAAGGGAGAAUCCCUGCUGUCCCCCGUGACCGUGUUUCGACCAGGUUUUAGCCUCUGCUAGAGGCAGCUGAAACUCCUGCUGCCACCGGCGUGAGGUGCUCUGCUAUUGCGGCCAUCUUUGUUCUCCUAUACGAGCUGUGUGAAAAGUCAAAUCCAGCAGGGUCAGAGAAGGAAUGGGUUUAAUCCUGAGCUGCCCUGACCCUGUUCCUGGAGAUCUAGCGUCCUGUAGGUCUCCACUGUGACCCUGACGAAGCACGCCUUAUUCCACAGUUAGAGAUCCCGCUGAGUUGCUAAAUGGUACAAUCAGGUGUGCCAAAAUUAGGGUUAAAACGAAAAGCUACAGGAACAUGGCUGGGCAGCCCUGGUUUAAUCACUGAUAGGUUCAGAUUCAUUGAAGAGGGAGAGUUCUGUAGGGAGAAAAUUAACACAUUGCACUUGUGAGUUAGUCUGUGAUUUCACAGCAGAAACGGCACAGAAACUGUCAGUUGAUGUUUAACUCGUCGAACUAUGCAUGGUUGGUUUCAAAUUUGUUUAAAGAAACUAGUUUAGGCUUGGAUUAAAUCCACUUUCGUCCUCAAAUCUCACAUUUAAAUGGAAGUGUUAGUAUUGUCUUGCACAAGGGAAGGCUGACAAUAAUCACCAAAAUAAACCAAGAAAAAAAGAAAAGAAAAAGAUAAUAGAAAAGGUUAAAAGGUGGAAUAAGGAGCAGUUUAUUUGUAAAUCAGAGGAGAGGUGUUAAUUGAACACAAGCCAGGCCAAAGGAAAUGAGGUUGCCAAGCCAUGGCGUUACUAUGUAUUUUUAUUCAGCGCGCACAACGUAGUGUUGACUGAGUGUUUACAACUUGUUUAAUAACUUUCAGUGGAGAGCUUAUGGAUGCACAAAGCCUUUAAAAAAAAAAAAAAAAAAUCUCAAUCAAUUGUUGACUGACAUGAGGAGGGUCACCAUGGAUACCGUGACAACCUCACAUUAGCGCAGCUGACAGAUUUUUAUUUGUGUUCCCUUUUCAUUGUUUAUCCCGCUUAUUAAACUGUUAUGGAUGGAUGGAUGACGUAUUAGUGUCAGCAUACGGACGUACACGAGCCAUUUCCUGCUUAACAUUCUCACAAGAAGAGGUCAGGUCCAGUGAUCACUGAAAAGUUAUUAUUAUUAUUAUUAUUAUUAUUAUUAUUAUUAUUAUUAUGUCAUUUAAAAAAAUAUUUGGCCUAAAUGUAGCGAAGUUUCACAAAGGUUGACUGUUUCUGUAUUAGUCGAAAUCUGACGUACACAUCUUGGAAAAUGGGUAAUGAUUCAGGGUACUUCCUCCUUGCAGCGCACAGCACAUUUUGCAUAUGGUUGCAUGUAACUGAGCUUCCCUUAAGUUACCCUUGACCACUACUCUUACAUAGUGUGCAUUACCAUGACACAUGUAGAGCUGUGCAAACAUAUCUGACUCUGUCUGAAACUUGUAUAUCGAUUUUCACCACUAUGUGUACAUAUACGGCAUAUGUAGGUGUAGAUUACUGUACAGGCAUAGAUUACUGUCGGCCUGUUUUGUUUUGUGUACAGUAUGGAUCAAAAGGACCAAAUAGCGUUUUCACAUUACAGUUUUCCCCCUAAUUGAGAACCAUGGCAUUGUAGUUAAAAUAUGAGUUGAAGGUAGUUUAGAACUUUUUCCAUCUCACUGGAAUAAUAAGUUUUCCUUUAACGCUCGAAUAGUACGUUUCAGCAGAAGUUCAUGUUGUGUUUCAAGGCUUGUACAACGCGAGACGGUCGUAGGCAGCUUGCAGGGAAAUGGCAGCACUUGCUGCAAUGAAUUUCUCAAAGAGGACGAAUCCUGUUCGCGUUUAGGGCCAACAAGAGAGCUUCAUUCACGAUCCAAAAUAUCAGUGCACGCGGAAGAUCCUCGCGCGCUUCAGCAGCGGUUAAGGCCAGCCCUGGACGUAGGCCUGAACUACAAUCGUGUUUUACUGACGGCUCCUGCAAGCCUACAGUACAGAAUAUGGCUUGACACGGGCUUUUGAUCGUCGUCGGGAUAUUAAAUGGAGACCAUCUUGCUCGCGUUGUUGUGUCUAGCCUGCCGUCGGCCUUCGCGAAGGUUUUAAGACUGCAGGAUUUACGAGGAUCACUGCGGCGGCGAAAGAGGCAGUCCACUCCAGAAACGAUUAAUGAACCGUGCCAUUAUAAACGCCACAAUUAUUGGAUAUCAUAACAAGUCAUUCGAACAGCAGGUCAUUAAUACUCUCGGGCAUUUGGAAAAACACACUUAACAGGUGACCGUUCAGUGAAAACCACAGCCUCCUACCCCACCCCGCCCCAUCCCACCUGUCUCCUGUGCACAAGACCAAAGACCAUAAUCAAGUCUUGCAGUGUACUCUCUACUAUUUCCAUUCUGUGUAUUGUACUAACAUGUAAUCUUCACAUUUAGAUGUAGCAAGGUCAAUAACACUGCUAGUAAUAAUAAUAACAAUCAAGUAUCUAAAAGUCUUUAUUGAUAAACUGUUUACUGGAAAGAGAGAAAUAAAAAGGAUUCAGUUCUUUGGUGUCGAUAUGAUGAUGUCUUAUUUAGCCUACUUGUACUAAAAAUGGACACGAGAUGAAUACAGGUAUUUGUGUGUGUACAAAAUAAAUAAUGAGCAGACAGAUUUUAUGGAGUAACAUGGUGUGCCUUAAUCAUCGCUUUGUUGUCGACUGUUGCUGAUGCAAUCUUUAAUCAGCGGUUCAGUGUUGUGACCACGGUAUUGCACGAGUGAUUUAAUUACCUGUUUAAGGGGACCAGAAAAUGUAGCAAUCGUUGUGUGUGAAAGUAUGUGUUAGAUAUAAUUGUACGUUCAAUCACUGUGAAGCCCACAGUAGCAUACAAAGUUGAAGUACGCCUACCAUGCUGUGUUGAGGUGUUAGUGUUCACUUGUCCAGGAAUGCCUUUGUAUGAAACGUAAAUAAAGCUGAGAAAUAAAUGACCCGAGAACUGCCCUGCAUGAAA